This is a messenger RNA of Aspergillus aculeatinus CBS 121060, 357 nucleotides long. RefSeq lists its product as uncharacterized. The record is from RefSeq and is a predicted model, not a curated record. Lineage: Eukaryota; Fungi; Ascomycota; Eurotiomycetes; Eurotiales; Aspergillaceae. Bases 1 to 357 code for a protein of 118 amino acids. The transcript has a single exon.
AUGCUCGAUUCCUUAGACCCUCAACAGUCUUCAAACAGCAGUGUCAUGUCAUUCAUCACCGCUGGCAACCCCCUGGAGUCAUCCCCCUUCGCUUCAUCACUUCUGCUCUCUCUCGUAUAUUACAAUGCGCUUUUUCUUCUGUUUGCUGUGCUCGAACUCCUCGUGCUUCGGCUGAUUCGCAUCAUCUUCCCAGGGAUCAACUCGGAUCUGUACCACAUCAUCGAAUUUUCAAUUUCCAGCGUCAUCCAAGUACCGACUUUCCUGGGUAUUGCUUCAAUCUAUUAUAUCAUUUUCAUUCUCGCGCCCACGAGUAUUCUUCUGUUGAUCAUCCACGCUCGCAUGCCAGCGGAUCAUUAA